AUGGGGGCGCGGGGCGCGGUCACGUGCGCAGCCCCGCUCGGCGCUGCGGAGCCGGAGGAGCCGGACGGGGCCGCGGAGCCGGGACGGGGCCGCGGGGCAGCGCCGGGGCCGGCGCCGGGCUGGGUGAAUUAGAGAAAGUGACUCCCAGAGCACCUUGGCUGUAUGAACUCUUGAGCUGUCACGGGACUGAGAGGCUUAUGAAGAGGUUCUGUCAGGCAAAACAGUGCUUAGCAAAGACACCAAGGAGGAGGGAAAAGGAGAAAGGGAGGGAGAGAGCUGAAACACUAACAAACCAUGAGAUCAAUCCGAUCUUUUGCUAACGAUGACCGCCACGUAAUGGUGAAACAUUCAACCAUUUAUCCAUCUCCAGAGGAGCUUGAAGCUGUCCAGAACAUGGUCUCAACAGUAGAAUGUGCUCUUAAGCAUGUCUCUGACUGGAUGGAUGAAAAGAACAAGUCUGCAAAGUGUGAGGGUGAUGUGGAAGCCAAGGAGGAAGCUGCUGAAGGCACUGCCAAGGAUCAAGGUGGUCGGACGUUAUGUGGCGUUAUGAGAAUUGGCUUGGUUGCAAAGGGCUUGCUGAUCAAAGAUGAUAUGGAUCUGGAGCUGGUUCUCAUGUGCAAAGAAAAACCCACAAAGACCUUGUUAUGUAUCGUUAAAGACAAUCUCCCAGCUCAAAUUCAGAAACUUACAGAAGAGAAGUAUCUGGUGGAGGAGCAUGUAAAUGAGGCAGCUAUUGUUAUCCAUAACACAAAGGAGCCCAAGCUCACUUUGAAGGUGAUACUCACAUCCCCUCUCAUCCGAGAUGAAGCAGAGAAGAAGGAAGGAGUAGAUAAUGUUGCGAUGAAAGAUCCUCCGGACUUAUUGGACAGGCAGAAAUGCCUGGAGGCCUUGGCGUCUCUGCGGCACGCCAAAUGGUUUCAGGCCAGGGCAAAUGGACUAAAAUCAUGUGUAAUUGUCCUUCGUAUUCUGCGGGAUUUGUGCAACAGAGUCCCCACAUGGGCACCGCUGAAAGGCUGGCCACUCGAGCUUAUAUGUGAAAAAUCUAUAGGUACUUGUAAUAGACCUUUGGGCGCUGGGGAAGCGUUGCGACGAGUGAUGGAGUGUUUGGCAUCUGGAAUUCUGCUUCCUGGGGGCCCGGGGCUGCACGACCCCUGCGAGCGCGAGCCCACGGACGCUUUGUCUUACAUGACAGUUCAGCAAAAAGAAGCCAUUACACACAGUGCUCAGCACGCGCUCAGAUUAUCAGCCUUUGGGCAGAUCUAUAAAGUUUUGGAAAUGGAUCCCCUCCCAUCAAAUAAGUCAUUUCAGAAAUAUUCCUGGUCAGUAACUGACAAAGAAGGUACAGGCUCAUCUGCUCUGAAGAGACCGUUUGAAGACAGUGUUGGGGAUGAUAAAGAUCCAAAUAAAAAGAUGAAGCGUAAUCUGAGGAAAAUACUAGAUAGUAAAGCAAUAGAUCUCAUGAAUGCUCUGAUGAGGCUGAACCAAAUCAGGCCAGGGCUUCAGUAUAAGCUGCUGUCACAGUCUGGUCCAGUCCAUGCCCCAGUCUUCACAAUGUCUGUAGAUGUUGAUGGUACGACUUAUGAAGCAUCAGGACCUUCUAAGAAAACAGCCAAGCUCCAUGUGGCAGUGAAGGUUUUACAAGCAAUGGGGUAUCCAACAGGUUUUGAUGCAGAUGUGGAGUGUGUAAGUUCUGAUGAAAAAUCAGAUACUGAAGGUAAAAAUGAAACAACGUCUUCAAUCUCAAGCAAUAAUAAUACUGGCAAUUCCACAGCUGACACCUCCGCUACCCUAGAGGUAAGAACUCAGGGUCCCAUACUCACAGCAAGUGGCAAAAACCCGGUGAUGGAGCUCAAUGAAAAGAGAAGGGGUCUGAAGUACGAGCUCAUCUCCGAAACAGGGGGAAGCCACGACAAGCGCUUUGUGAUGGAGGUAGAAGUAGAUGGGCAGAAGUUCAGAGGUGCAGGCCCAAACAAGAAAGUAGCAAAAGCAAGUGCUGCAUUAGCAGCACUUGAAAAACUGUUUUCUGGGCCUAAUGCAGCAAAUAACAAGAAAAAGAAGAUUCUUCCUCAGACUAAAGGGGUUGUCAAUACAGCUGUUUCUGCAGCAGUCCAGGCUGUUCGAGGCAGAGGACGAGGUGCUUUAACACGAGGGGCGUUUGUUGGGGCAGCUGCUGCUACUGGAUACAUAACACCAGGCUAUGGAGCACCAUACGGAUACAGCACAGCGGCACCAGCCUACGGUGGUUUUUUCAUUGACAAUCCCUAUUGCCAGCCUCUCAGCAUCGCACCUUUUAUUAUUCACUUGGGCCCUCAAGAUUUCUUCUCUGACUUCUAGAACCAUCAGGUUGUGUGGCUCCAAAUGGCAUUUUGUACAUGUCUUAAAAGCAAGAAAAACGUGGCUCGUUUUGAGGUUUCUCAACUUCAGACAUGGAAUCUGAGCUUUUUUCCUUCUUUUUUUUUUUUUUUUAAAGUGUUUUUCUCACUUCUUGAACUUUGCUCCAUGUAAUGAAAAGCAAUACUUAGUCCAAGCCACAAGUCCUCUCUUUGGGUACAUAGCAAUAGAUGUGUAUAUAUUCCUGGUUAUUUCUUUACACUAGAAGGGGAAGGACUGGUGUGUUAAGGGGGGAAACCAAACGCCAAAUCAAGGCACAACCUGGGUCGAGUGCUGCUUCAAGCACUGAAAUCUGCCUUUACUUUCACUAUUGAAGUCCUUCAGAAUUUUGAUACUAUGCUGUAUUUGCAUGUUUCCUAUAAAAGUUGCUACAGAGCUGUGCAAUGGUCACUCCUGAAGCAGCAGUGUGUUGUACCAUUGUGCAUGGCAGCAGACAUGAAAUGUAGCAAAAUGGCAGAAGAAAAAAAUUCCCAAAAUGUAACUAAAUUAUAUAUUUUCUCUCUCUCCCCCCCACAUCAUUGAUAUGAGGCACAAGAAUGGUAGGCCUGAACUUGAAAAUCAAGUGGAUUGCUUUUGUGUCUCUUAAAAUCAUCACCAAAUGAUAGGAAAACAGUAUUUGGGAAACAUCCAGUUCAAAAACCUUUGCUGCUCUAAAUUUACUGAGUAUUUUUCCUCUUGAAUAUUUGUAUGUUGCUAUUUUGAGAUUGUCAAUCAGCAAUAACUGAAAGGUUAAUGUUUUUUUAAAUGGUAUUGGAACAUCUAUAUGUUGCAGCUUAAGACUUCUAAGCAGUUUUCAGCAGGUUAAUUCCACUUUAUUCUCAUUCUCUCCGGACCUUCAUAGCCAUAUGCACUUGUAUAAAAUAAGCAGAAAUAUAGUGACUGUAAGCUGAGAUCGUGAUAUAAAAGGUAAGAAAAUUUAUUUUCAGCUUAUAGAGUAUUUUUAUUGCUUUUUUUCUAAAAAUCUCAUAUACCUGUGACAAUCUUGUAUAUGGCACAUUUUUAUUAUGUCUUGUUAACUCAGUGUUUAAAGAGGUAAUACAUAGGUCUGAAUCCCAACUUUGUAUUUCUCAAGGCCAAUUCAAAUACUCCAGUUUCAGUUAAAAAAUAUUACCUAACACUUAAGAAAUUGUUUGGUUUUAUCAACAGACUGUUCUCCUUCAGGUAUUUUUUCUCCUGUGUAGCAUAAAAAGCUGUGUUGAUACUGCGGUGUCAGGCACUGCAUUCCUUGCACCCCUGUGGACACGUUUGGGUAGGUACCAAAGCCAGGCCCUGGCCUGCUCUAAAUGCACACCUUGGUUCUGGCUAAGUGCAAUGGGUGACACUAAGAAUGAGACAAACUAUUUCCCUAAACUAUUAAAGCUAAACUCCAAAUGAAGAAUUAACAACUUUGAUGAUACUGCAGUUAAAAUCUGCAGAGAUCAAAUUAUAUUAGGCCAGAUUAAUUCAGGAAGCAGCCAGGUUUGCUUCCCUCCUGUGGGUGCAGUGCAGUGCAGGAGGGCAGGCAGGCAGGGAUUUAUCUCUGCGUGAAUCCUUUGCUUAGCUGUGGUUUUCUACAGCUAGAAAUUAGGAUACAGCCAUCCAUAAAUGAUUGUUUUCAGUUCUGUAGUAAAUGUUUUAACAAUAUUUUACUUAGAUUAAAAUGGGUUUGAAUUAUGACCUGUUGAUGCACAUGAUAUGUGUAGUUUUAAAAUACUAUUUUUUUAUUUGUCUUUUAAACCUUGCGUUAUGCAAAGUUGCAUAGUACAGUACUCCAGAAGUGCAGUACUUGCAGUACUUGAAGUUGCUGGAAACAACUCUUUUUAUAUAAAAAUGGUUAAAAAAUAAAAAAGCAAAAGGGAGCAAGCUGAUGAUGAUAUAUUAGCAUUUUAAGGUCUCAAUUCAGAGAUGAAAACAUGAACAAACCCUAACUGGUAACAGUUGACACUGGUGUCAAUCAGAAAACCACUAGGUACAGAAUAUGUAGAGGUGUAUCAAGCCGAAAGGUCUGCAUCAGAACACUAACAGCAAAUAUAAACUAUAUUUGAUUUUAAUAUUGAAUCAUCAAAUUCACUAUGUAACUGCAUGUACAGGUUAUCCGUUCCUCAGGAUAUUUCUGGAUAUAAUGCAUAGGCUGGUAAGAGAAAAAGAGCUGUUAAAUAGUGUCAGCUUUGCUCCUGAACUUGCACCAGGGAAAGGAACAGAGGAACUGUUCCAGGGGCUGGCCCUGGAACACAUAAUCCUUCCAUAACAUCUGCAGGACAGCUGAUGAGCAAUCAGAACAUCCUUCCUGUUCAGGGGGCAGGUUUCCAUCUGCUUAUCUUCAAGGUGCAAACUCAGGGCUGGAUCUGCAGCUCAUCUACAGUUCAGUCCCUUUUUAAGCCUGGCAGGCCCAGCAGUGCUGAUCGUGGAGCAGCAGGCUGCUCUGCUCCUUCAGAUAGGAUAUUAUAUGCAUCAAGGUGCAUUAUAAUGAACUUCUCCUGAAUAUUCCUUUCCUAAGCUUAACUGCUGUCAGCCUGACAAGAACUGUCCACUUCAAGGACUGAUAAUAAACAUCUUGCUGACUCUCAUUUGAUCUGCAUCUUUGUGAACUGUAUUUGGCAGCUUAAUCCAUGUGUAUUUCUUUCCAGCAGAAUUGCUUUAACUGUGAAUUUCUGUAUUUUUCUGUUAUCACUCUUUUUAACUCUUAAAAUACUAAGCUUUCCACUCUCCUGUUUUUUUUUUAAUUAUCUCAAGUUUCUUGCAUCUUUUUUCUCUUGAUUUCUCUAAUACCCUGCUGUUUGUAAUGCAGUAAAGCUUUGCAGUAUUUAUGUCGGAGAUAGCCCCUUGCCUUUGCUGCCUCCCUUUUCAGUAGGAGAAAAUGCUUUUCUGAUAUAUGAAACACACUAAGACUCCUAAAUCUGGGUUCUGCAGCCACCUGGAAUCAGAGAUAGGACCGUAAGGUGCAUGACUGCCUGGGAACCCCUCUCAUUCAUGUGGAACUUGAGCAAAAUAGCCCCAUGUAUUGAAGGGUCACAGAGUAGGCUCUGAAGUGCCUGAUGGAUUCAUGUUUGAGAGAGCAGCCAAUUCCAUCAGUAGGUUUUAGCCUAGUAUCAGGCUAUUAUCUGAUGAGUAAUCUGGGUAACAUCUGCUUCAUCAGUGUUGCAACAAGCAUGGUUUUGCUAAAGCAGAAGUAGAAACUCAUUUCUUCUGCAUAAUACUUUUAGGUUUCCUUUUAAAAGCCUCCUCACAGGAGCUUGGUCUGAACUGCCUUUUCUGUGAGGUUGGAGGUCUGUGUUACAGCUACUGAGCUUUGCAUUUCUGUAUGUAUCCAAGAGCCAAACACAUAAAUCUGGUUGUGUAUGCUCUGUGCAGCUGCCAGUAGCGUUACCAAUUCUGGAGUACCUUUUCAGUGGAGCAGAAAUGGUAUUUUACAGUUCAAAUUCCUGGUUCAUGGAAAAGAAAUCUGAAAAGUUCCUUUCAAUUAGUACAGCUAUAAAUAGGAGAUCAGGGAAAGUCUGUGCCUAUACACUACCCACCUUAAUGCUAGUUUUAGCUAACCAGAUGAUCAUGUGUAUUUUGGGAGAUGGUGUCUGGCACUUAAAGGAUUAAAAAACGGAGAUGUACAAUGAAGAACCAAACUGUUCAGUGGGUUCUCUAUACUGGAAAUGAAUGGCAUCACCACUGACUUUGCAGUCAUACCCGUGAGCUUAGGGGUCUGCUUCAGUCCUACUUUGUCAGCCACAAGAGAUUCCUCCCGGAAGGCUCUACCUAGAGAAGGGUUUAGAGUAAUCAGAGUGGCUUGGAGGGCUUGGCUAGCUCCAAAGCAUGAUAUGUGGUGCUUCCUGCCAUCGUGUUCUCCCUCUGCCAGUGCUUGCUGUCUUCCUUAAGCACACAUUCAGGAGCUGGAACACAGUGACCUUAUUCCUGGGCGUUUCGCCAGUUGGAUGGAGGGAGGCCAGCCUAUGCUCCUGAAGGGAAUGUGUAACACGAGGCCUCGGUUGCCCAAGCAAUUUCUGUUGGACACAGUGCACAAUCCAACCCUCGCAAAGGCAAUUUAGUGCCUGGGUAGGUGGUUCCUAAUCUGUCUAAUUUGCUGUUGUGUAGCCAGUGUGAGCUAAUUAGAUGAUUCAGCAAUUGUCAUGGCUCCCCACUUAAUGUGCUGUAAAUGCUGCUGCCACGACUUUCACUGCUGUUAAAUACCUUUGCUUCUGUGAAGUCUGUCCUCCUGCCCUGCCUUUUCUGAUCAUCUUCUAGAAUCCUAGGAAAUAACUGAUUCUCUCAAAUUAUGAAAUUGUUACAUGUAAGUAUCUAGAUUCUUAAAAACUUUUAAUCAGACUGUGAAGCACUUCAGAGAAACCAGUUUUCCUACAAAUAUUUCAACUUAUUCAUGUGCCAGAGGACUAUUUCUGCUCAUUAACAAAGAUCUGAAAACUGCCCCAGUAUUUCUCCUCUCUGGAGACAAGGAUUCUUUCUUUGAAAACACUUGCCUUCUGGUAGGAAAAAAAGAUUUAAAGUGUGUCUUAACAAAAAUCUGUGCCCUCAAGCCCCUGAAAGAACUUAACUGGGGAAAAGUGCACAAAUCUAAAUUAUUUGAAGCUUUCUGGUUUCAUUGAGCUAUUGAGAACAAUUUCCCUGACAAGAAGUUCCUUAGAUUAUUAGGAUGUAGAAAAUGCAAGAGGAGGGGCAUGAAGAUUUUUCAAAUCUAGGAAAGAGAAUCUUCUGGUUUUUGGCUGUUCAGCUAUGCUACAUCAUUCUCUUGUCACUUCUUUAUCUCCAAGACAGCAAUAAUUGUGAGCAGCUUUAACGUACCAUCUCUUAUCCAGUCCUGACAAUGUCCCUUGGAGAGUGAGAGUGGCACUCCCUGUUUUUUCUGCCACCAACUCCCUGAAAUAAAGUUCCUUGCUUAAUUUGUAAUUCUGCAUCUGUACUUCUGAGCCACUCUAGAAGUGGGAUAGCUGAACAUCUCUCCAAAUCCGUGUAAAUGGCAAGACACUAUUUCAGUCUUUACUCAGACAAAAUUACAAGUUUCCUUCUGCCUCUUGUGCUUGGUAUACCAAGAUAUACUCACUCAGAACUUCUUGCCUUUAGCUAAAUUCUAAGACAGUUGCCUCUUACUUCGUGAAGGCAAAACUAUGUCCCAGCCUCACUGAGUUCCAAGUCACAAAGCAGCUUACAAAAACAGCUCCUAUUUCCAGUGGCUCUGGGAAACAGCACAGGAGCUCUGCUGCUGUGUAUUCCUUUGGACACAUGAUGAGAUGUGUAAACAUGAAAUUCAGAUUGUUGUUCUCAGUCAUGAAGCUAAGACCUUGCCUCUCUGGCAUCAAAAGAAUGAAAAUGAGCUCUGUGCUGGGCACACUGAGGAGCUCUGGGAAUGGCUGUUCUGUCUCAAAAAACAGUAACUCAGCUCAAAUGUUCAGCACACAGACCCUCUUGGGCUUCCUGCUGAAUAAUCCAGUGAAAAAUUAGGUACUUUAUUGACUUGUUUAAAGCAGAGCAAAGACACAGGGUAGCUGAAUCUGCUGUCUUAAUACAGGAGACAGCUUGUCUAACAACUUGUUGGUUUCAUUCCACUGGAAGUGGAAAUUCUGCUAAAGUCAUUUUAGAGCACUUCACCAGAGAAACCCAGCACUGAAGUCCUGUGCCUAUGGACCACAGCAGCAGUUUCACAUGCACUUUCUUUUGAACAUAAACCAUUUAAUCUAGUGGUUCAGUAUUUGGCAUUAAGAGAAUUGUCACCACUGAACUGUUUUAUUGCUUAACCCAGAGCGAUGCCUUCUUAGCUUUAUUUGUGUCAUCUGAAUUCACACCUAUUCAUGUCCAGGUACUGGCGUGCUUGCCUUUUCUGCUCAUAGAUAUGGAAUUCACUUGUUGGUUUGUAACUGAUAUGUGAGAUAAUACAAAAGCACAAGUAGGACACAUCUGCCUAUUCCUCUGUCUGCUCCUCUCUCUGGGGUUUCCUAGGAGAAAGGGGGCUCUUCCUCCCACACCGGUCUGAUGCUGUGUAGGCAAAGCAGUGCUUUACUAUCAGUGUUGUGAGUUAGGUAAGAGAAAAGUUCAUCAGACAGUAAGGUUUAAAUUCAGGAAAGUGGUUUUUUUUCUCAAGUUCCUGAGAUUGCAUGAAACAUUCAGACCACAUUGUUUACCUUGAUGUUUUUGAGGAGCUGAAUGUCCAAAAGUGGUGUGUGGAGAUGUGCAGUUCUAAAGCAUAUCUCUUAUUUUGGAUGUUGUUUUAUCUUGUAUUUGGUGCCUUAACUCUGUACAAUUUAAGGUCAUAUAUACUGUACCACAGGUAGUUUAGUAGUUGUGUACUUGAAAAGAACCCAUCUAGCCUAGUCUGUACAGACUGAAGCCUUCUCAGGGGCAGUACUCUUCUAUGUUUAAUUAAUAAUCCACCAAGAAGUGAGAGUUACAAGAAUGUAAAGAGCAUUUAAAAUUUUUAACUGUAGGGACUGAAUUUACCUGAGACUGAAUUUAUCUGAUUUCUAAAUUCAAAGGUUUGGGGCAGUAAGAUAAUUAAAGCUGCAGUCUCUUCUAUGCUUUAUAAGUAAACAACUUCCAAAUGUUUUCUCACCAGCCAGAACUGCAUGUUUGCGAAAACCUCCGGACUGUUAUCUCUAGUAGAAUAAAUAACACUUAAUUUCAAAAGGCAUUAAUUGAAUGUAACGGGCUAUCCUUCAUUGGUUAGCGCAAGAGAGUUGGAAUGAGUAAAAGCUGCAGUUAAUUUUUAAUUGAUUAAACUUAAGCCUCAUUCAUACCUCUAACCAGGAUCUGGAAGCUCCAGCUGCCUUAUGCUGCUUUGCAGUUCAUGAGGCUUUUGCAGCAUCAGCGUGAACAAAGGAUUUCUGAGUGCAUCUGGUUCUGGCAAGAGAGACAAAAGACAAACAAUGAAGAAAAUGUCCUCCAGUUUUAGAGGUUAGAGCAUCAUAGAUAGAAGUUGAAGGGAAAGUUGCACUGCCUUUUCCAAGUCCAUUAAGAUAGUCUGUGGUAAAGCCAGGAAGUUUAUGUGUGCUGGGGAAAGCCUUGUGUGCUGUGAGCAGGGGGAGCUGGGAUUGCUUUGUCAGUAGUUUGUGAGAAAUCACAUAAGAGGUUUAAGCAGGCUAAAAGCUGCUAAUGAUGUUGCUAAAGGAGAUGAAUUUAUUUUUUCUGUUCAGUAAACAAGUCCAGGAUUGCUGGUUUUCCAGAGGAGGAAUGUGAGAAAUCCAACGGACAAAUUUUGUUUCCUGAUGCGGUCCUACCCAAAAACAGGGAGAUAGUUCCAGACAGCGUAUAGAGCAUGUAGUUGAAUUUUGGGAGGAAAAGGAAUAAUAAUAAUUUCCUCAGAAGGAAUAGUAGUUAGUUAUUUCUGCAAUACCCACAGUAUUCUAGACAAGCUGCCUUUACACAAAGGAGUAUGGAAACAAGGGAAAGCAGAUACUGCUCCCACAGUGACCUGUGUAAUGUACACAUUUUAGGUGACCAAUAUCGGUGUAACUCCUUAUGACAAAGUAGGUUCAUCUUACCAGCAAAGUGUAUUUGGACAUUCUAACCACUUCUAUUUUUUAAGCUAAAGGGGAGUUAAUCAUAGCACUCAUCUGUUUCAAUGGGAGUAGAGCAGAAGGUAAGUUUUAACUUCAUAAUUUGAAGCUGCUAUGAAUAGAUUAAGUGUUCCAUGGAAACAACCUGAGGUACUUCUUUAUUUUCUUGGAGUUUCAUUUCUGUGUUCUUGCAAAAGCACAAGCUUGCGUAAGUGUAAUCAAUACAAAUUACUCAGGGUACUGCAUCAUCUCAGCAGUGGACACUAACUGCAUCUUAAGUCAACAGGCACACAUCAGUCAAGCUUAAUUAAGAGGAACAGGACAUCUUGGCAAGUUUUGCUUUAUUACUGGCACUGCUGCAAUUUAAUGAUCUAUGCAUACUGAAAUGUGUGUAUUGCUGCACUCCCAACAGAAUGUGAGUCUUGUAAGGGUGUCCUGUAAAAUAACAAAGUCAAGAGUAAGAGAGACAGUAUUUAUUCUUCUGUCAUUAUUUUCACAAAGAACUGUUUCUAAGCAGAUGGAAAGUCAUUCUGCUCAAAGGAGAAUAACGGUGGGCUAGAGAACAGCAUUCUGAGCAGUACAGCUUUUGAAAAGUUAGUGAUCCUACGAAUUUAAUUAUAAAAAUUCUGAUUUGCAGUACAGAUUCUUUCCUGUGUUUUUAAACUCAUAUCACUGUUACCCUGCUCAAAAUAACAGGCUAAAGACAGGUGUAGUUUUCUAAUAACUUCUAUGGUGUGGAAAUCCACACACACUGUAAGAAAAGGGAGGCUGUACUGCAGAGAGCAUAUUCAACUACAGAGCCAUUCUCUGGGCAAUGCUGCAUAAUUUAGGAGUGGGUAACCAUGCCUUCAGGGACAACAUGACACAGAGCAGAUGGUUGAAAAAAAAAUAUCACAGAAAAAAGCCUCCAAGCUUUGUCCAGUCACACAUUUACCCUUCCCUGCAAAAGGGGACAGGUACAUUCAUACACGCAUAAUGAGUUAUCUGUCAGGCAUCACAGAGGUCCUUAAGGACAAAUGUUUUGGAGCUAGUCUCCUUUUGGACAGAAAAAGGAGGAAGUUGACUCUGUCUUCCAGUUCCAAGGUGCAGUGUCUUAUUUCUCAUCCUAACCCUAAGUCAAUAUUUAUUGAUCAAACUGACUAAGCUUUUUAGGCCGACCAGCUCUCUACGAAGCAAUUCUGUUCUCUUGAGCCUCUGCAGGGGCCAGUAACUGGUGCUUAACUACUGCUUCCACUCCGGAAUGUCACCGUCCUCCAGCUGCCCCAGAGCCAGGCUGGGACACUUGCACUUCUGAGAGCAACACUGCUGGGGGUGGGGGCUCUCCAAAGCACUGAAGUACUACAGCAGAGCAAGUCCCAGUGGGCUGUAUGCUUUUUAAAGUCCUGUCCAGUUCUUAGUGACAAAGUUGAGCAUGAAACCUGUACUGCCAAAUGUAUCAGUCCCUUGUUGAAGGGCAUCAGUGGGAAGCAGUCUCAGAAGUGGAGAUUUUGAGGAAAGGGUGGUGCUUUCCAAGGCCAACUGACAGGCUUUUUUUUAAUGGCUGAAUUUCCACCCACCAAAAAUUGUCAUCAGCCAAAUCAAUUCAAAUUGCUGCUAAUUUGGGCUAAAAUAUCACCUUUGUGUAACCCUAACCACCACCAUCCAUGCAUCCAAAGAAUUCCUAAGCAAAGACUCCUCAGGAGGCAGAACCCUUCUGACAGGAAAACUGGCAGUGCAGUCUGAUGUGAUUUUCUGAUAAUAAUUACUUCUCCAAGACAAGGCAAAGACAGAGGCAGUGCUUUGGGGCAGUGUUUCAUGCUCAGCAAGUUUGUAGAGGGAAGGAAUGCUAUUCUAUAAAUCACUUGUACUGUAUUUGUUUCUAGACUUGAAUGAAUUUCACUUUUCCUUUGUGAGUCAGCGUAUUAAACGUUAAAGAAAAGGUCUAUUUUUCUAAAUCUCUUUCACCAAUAGAGGUCUGACCUGCAGCCAAGACAUGGAUUUAUUUAUCCACAGAGGAUGGAGUGUUUAUUUAUGAACUAAGACUGGAUAUGGCAUUGAAUAAAAAGAAGUAUGACCGAUAAACUAUCUAAACCUUAAACACUAGGAAUGAAUUCCACAAAUGAGUAAUAUGGUGGACGAUUCCAUCUUUCCUCCUAAUAAAUCUCUCUCAAAGAAGUUACCCAGAAUUAAACUUCCAAAUGAAGUACAAGAGAUCCUUGUGGUCUAAUUACAGACUACUUUCAGAAUACUUCCGUUUUCUCCCAAUUUGUAAUCACUAGAGAACAAUGAUGACUGAACUAUUCCCAACUAUAAAUAAAGCAAUUUCAAAUAAAGUAAUUUGGCAACAACCAUGGCUAUCUAUAGCACUAAAAAUGUAAUUUGAACAUUCAAAUUUUCUUAAUUUGGUAGCAGUUGAGUGGGAAGAAAAAUAACUGCACAGUGAGUUUUAAAUUGAGCUGUAUCUACUCACUAGCCAAAAAAAGCGUACAGAUGUAAAGGGAACGCUCUUUGUAGCUUCAGUUGCUUCCUCCUGUGCUGCUGUACCCCGUACACUUGGCUUCAUUUGGCUUCUGUGCUGUGGUUUGUAUGCCAGCCACUGUUACUGACUGUACACAACACGAUCUGCACUGUAAUCUCGGGUCAUUUCCACUGGUUGUAACCCAACGCUACAGACUUCUCUGUAUAUAAAACUGGAACCAUGCCCCAUUGCUUCCACUAGCUCCAAUAAAGACUUAUCUCUGUAAA
This is a messenger RNA of Taeniopygia guttata (zebra finch), 12587 nucleotides long. RefSeq names its product spermatid perinuclear RNA binding protein (gene STRBP). The record is from RefSeq and is a predicted model, not a curated record. Gene Ontology annotation, cellular component: precatalytic spliceosome. Gene Ontology annotation, molecular function: double-stranded RNA binding; single-stranded RNA binding. Lineage: Eukaryota; Metazoa; Chordata; Aves; Passeriformes; Estrildidae.